This is a messenger RNA of Bactrocera tryoni, 938 nucleotides long. RefSeq names its product chymotrypsin-2. Gene Ontology annotation, molecular function: serine-type endopeptidase activity. The transcript has a single exon. Bases 37 to 831 code for a protein of 264 amino acids. Gene Ontology annotation, biological process: proteolysis. Lineage: Eukaryota; Metazoa; Arthropoda; Insecta; Diptera; Tephritidae. The record is from RefSeq and is a predicted model, not a curated record.
UUAAAGUAAACAUACGUGAGCGCGAAGUAACGGAAAAUGUUUAAAGUAGCAAUCAUACUUUUCAGCGUUUUAACGCUCCGGACAAAUUGUGAAGCGCGUGGCAUCAAUGCGACACCAAACAACGUACCCAUUCAAGGUCGCAUUGUAGGCGGUGAUGAAGUGGCGCUGGCCGCAAUACCCUACCAAGUGGCCAUAAAAAACACCUUCGGCGAGUUUGUGUGCGGUGGUUCCAUUGUCGCACCGGAAUGGAUCUUAACAGCGGGGCAUUGCAUGGAUUGGCCUAAACAAUACCUGAAGAUCGUCACUGGCACUGUGGAAUGGAAUAAGCCCGGCGGCGAAUACACUGUGGAAGACGUGAAAGUACAUUGUCUCUACAAUAAACCAACGUAUCACAAUGAUAUUGCCUUGGUGCGUCUGAGCAAACCGAUUGAGUUCGAUAGCAACACUGCAGCCGUGGAAUUGGCUACGAGUAAUACACUGAAGGACGGCGAUAGUGUGGUGCUCAGCGGUUGGGGCAGCCUUAAAGCUUGGGGUAAUGCUGUUAGCAAACUGAAUAAAGUGAGUUUGAAGUAUCUGGAUCACGACACUUGCUUGACUUCGGUCAAAAAUCAAAAAUUCGUCGGCGAUGGUCACAUUUGCACAUCGACUAAGGAGAGUAAAGGUUCUUGCAGCUACGAUUCUGGCGGCCCAUUGGUCGAUGCCAAUAACGUACAAGUUGGUGUUGUCAACGGUGGUGAACCAUGCGCUAUCGGUUAUCCGGAUACGUUUGCCAGUGUUGCCUACUAUCAUGAUUGGAUUGUCAGUACCAUCGCGGGUAAUAACGCUUGCUAAGUCUUCGGGUGACAUGGGAUGUUAUAGGAGUUGCAGAAAUAUGAAGAAAUUGCCAUUCGCGAACAAAUAUUUAAGUUAUCACUUAGUCUUUAAUUUUUUAUACAAAA